AUGUCCAUAUCAAAGAUCCUGCUAAGAGACUCGAUACGAAACACUUUGCGUACGCGAGGGAGUGCCCGAUACGAGCUACGUGCCUCGCAGAGGCGCACCAACGACCCCGGAGCCAUCUCACCAAAUGACCCUACACCAGCAGAAGCAGCUAAUACAGAGCGAAGUCCUCGCGCACCAGCUCGUACAGCCACCACACGUCGAUCUGCUAACUCAAGAAGUAAGAGCGCAGCAGCCGCCCGAAAACGAGUGGCAGAACAAUCUGAGCCUGAGCUAAUAAGCCCUACAUCAGGUGAUCCUACCAAUAGAUCCUCAAAAAAGCCUAUGAGAGCGCAGUGGGAUAAAGAUCUAGUUAUAGAUGUAGAUCCUAAUUCUGAACCUAGGACAGGACCUGAGACCCAGAUUAAAUAUACAUACAACACACGUGCACGUCAGAAUACGAAGCCUCCACUAGGAACCCCAGUUCUGCAAUCAGAUAUUGCUCCACUGGAAAUUUUACAUGUGCAAGCUGUUAGGACUAUCCGCCGAAGUAAGAGUGUACGUACAAUCCCAGACGAUGACUCAUCUGAGGAUGAACUUACCCAGCCAUCAAUCCACGAAGCCCCUCAGGAGCCAAUCGAGCCAGCUCAGGAGGCUGAUACGCUAAUGACCACGAACCUUGAAGACAGCACCUGGGCUAACAAUCAGUAA
Messenger RNA from Talaromyces stipitatus ATCC 10500, 687 nucleotides. RefSeq lists its product as uncharacterized. The record is from RefSeq and is a predicted model, not a curated record. The transcript has 2 exons. Lineage: Eukaryota; Fungi; Ascomycota; Eurotiomycetes; Eurotiales; Trichocomaceae. Bases 1 to 687 code for a protein of 228 amino acids.